Molecule: messenger RNA, 549 nt
Organism: Suillus bovinus
Lineage: Eukaryota; Fungi; Basidiomycota; Agaricomycetes; Boletales; Suillaceae
Exons: 4
Coding region: 1-549 (182 amino acids)
Source: RefSeq, a predicted model, not a curated record
AUGCAUAACCUCUUCCUCAGGGUGGUGCAACACCAUUUCAGAAAUUUGAUCACUAUAGACAGACAGGCAAGCAAGGCGAUCAGGAAGCCAGAUAUAAGACCUGUCAAUCCAAAGGAAUUAGACAAGGGCAAAAAAGUCAUGGAGUCGAACCGCACCGCCUCCGCCAUGACCCGCUUAAGACUGCCUGUGCUACAAGCUCUUGUCCAAGAGGCAGGGAUAACAUUGUCAAGCAAUGGUUGUGACACUAAAAAGAAGAUGAUCAAAGCGCUGUUGGCUGAACCCACCUACAGUAUCUCAAUAAACAAUGAUGAUCGGAUGGAAGUGGAUAACAAAGCAUUUGUCAUGGAGGAACUGUACAGGGCCACGGGCCUAGCUGCUGAAGCCCUGACAGACCAGGAGAUUAAUGCAAUUCAAGCAGAACUAAGUGGCAUCAUGCAACCUUCAUGGCACUGCAGACCGCCAAAGAAUCUGGGGGAUGUAGAGCACGUAACACUCUUGAAACUUUGGGGGACGAAGUAUGGUGAUGGAGAGGAAUGGAGCCAAAAUUAG